Penicillium nucicola is the source of this 1428-nucleotide messenger RNA. RefSeq names its product tetrahydrofolylpolyglutamate synthase. The coding region runs from base 1 to 1428 and encodes 475 amino acids. Gene Ontology annotation, molecular function: tetrahydrofolylpolyglutamate synthase activity; ATP binding. NCBI's taxonomy places the organism in Eukaryota, Fungi, Ascomycota, Eurotiomycetes, Eurotiales, Aspergillaceae. Gene Ontology annotation, cellular component: cytosol; cytoplasm; mitochondrion. The record is from RefSeq and is a predicted model, not a curated record. Gene Ontology annotation, biological process: tetrahydrofolylpolyglutamate biosynthetic process. The transcript has 2 exons.
AUGCUAAGCUGGUGCAGAGAAAUUGGAUAUCAGCCCGCCGACUUCAACGCGUUAAAUGCCAUCCAUAUCGCCGGCUCCAAAGGCAAAGGAUCUACGGCAGCCUUUGUCUUCUCGAUAUUGGCGGAAUACUUGACCGAUGAGGGUAACGCUUCCGACGAAACACCUGCCAAGCUUAGAAAAAUUGGUCUCUAUACAUCGCCGCAUCUGCGCAGCGUGCGGGAAAGGAUCAGAAUCCAAACGCCACAAACUAGCACAUUUGGAGAGACGCCUCUUGAUGAGACCAAAUUCUCCCAUUUCAUGUCGGAAAUAUGGGACCGACUGGGGAUGGACAACAGGUCACCAUCACAGAGUCCACCAUUUGCUAGAUUCCUCACACUGAUGGGCCUCCAUGCAUUUCUCCAGGAAGGAGUAGACACCGCAGUCAUCGAGGCCUGCCUUGAAGGAAGGUUCGACUCAACCAAUAUCCUCUGCCAGCCCAGUGUCUGCGCUAUCACCAGUCUCGGGCUUGAACAUACCGAUAUACUCGGUUCCACCAUCGAGGAAAUUGCAUGGGCCAAGGGCGGCAUUAUGAAACCUGGCGUUCCAGUGUUCACCACACCACAAGAGCCUGGAGCCUUGGCCACUCUGCGGGAACUGGCAAAGAAAGAAAAUGUAGGUCUGCGAGUGGUCACAAUACAUCCGGACUUAGAACACAUCAAUCUCGGUCUCGCGGGAGACUUUCAACGGAUCAAUGCUAGUCUAGCUAUAGCUGUAGCUGCGGAGCAUCUUUCUCGAUUGGGAUAUGAGAAUAUGCCAGAUAUUGAAACGUUAUUUCUGUCUCCGCUGCCUGAUAAAUUCCGCCGAGGUCUUGAACGGGCGCAAUGGCCGGGUCGUUGUGAGACACGGGACCAUCUUGAGAGUCGAUGGUUGCUCGACGGGGCACAUACCAUGGAAAGUAUUGAGGUUCUGGGUGCCUGGGCUGCCAAAAAGAUGGCAGAGGAGCCAAACGCUACGAGGGUCCUGAUAUUCAACAAGCAGACCAAAGAUGCUACUGCGCUUCUUGAUCAUCUCCACCAAAUCACAACUUCGGCAAUGUCGCAUUGGCUUAAUCCCAAAGAAGCGGUCUUUCAUCAUGUGAUUUUCUGUACCAACAUUACAUGGAAACAGCACGAUGCCCCCGAUGCUGAAAGGGUCUCCAUGACAUACUCCGGAGGCUCAGUGGAGGAUCUUAAAGCGCAGAAUGAUUUAGCGGCUCAUUGGAUGCAGAUCAGUGACGCAUCUUCAGCUGUCACUGUGGUACGAACAGUACAAGAGGCCAUUCGAUGCGCAGCUGAUAGUGGUGAUCCCGGCUUCUGUGGAAAUCAAGAGCAUAUCAACGCGACGGUGUUAAUAACUGGCAGCCUUCAUCUGGUGGGAAGUGCCCUGGAGGUUUUGGAUACGAUAACUUGA